Messenger RNA from Penicillium malachiteum, 750 nucleotides. RefSeq names its product O-methyltransferase. The transcript has 2 exons. The coding region runs from base 1 to 750 and encodes 249 amino acids. Lineage: Eukaryota; Fungi; Ascomycota; Eurotiomycetes; Eurotiales; Aspergillaceae. Gene Ontology annotation, molecular function: O-methyltransferase activity. The record is from RefSeq and is a predicted model, not a curated record.
AUGUCACGUCUCCCAGCUGAGCUUUUGGCCAAGUAUCCCUCUCUCGGAAAAUUCGAUGAUAAUGAUGACGAGAUCGAGUCCCAUGAUGGUCGUGAGACCGUUCUCCUGAAAUACAUCUACUCUCACCCCUCACUGGAUGAGCUCCGCGGCUCACCGGAAGCCAUCUGUGCCAUCAUGGAUGAAUUUGCCGCCAAAGAAGAUUUCCUAAUUAAUAUUGGAAGUGACAAGGGGAAGAAGGUGCAUGAUAUGAUUAAAGAGAGGAAACCUUCAGUUCUGGUUGAGCUUGGUGGAUAUGUGGGAUACUCUGCGAUCUCGUUUGGAGAUGCUAUGCGCCAGGCAGCUGGACCGGGAGAAAAUGUCCGUCUAUGGAGUCUCGAAUAUGAUCCGCUUAUUGCAUCCAUCGCAAUGAACUUGAUUGACCUCGCUGGUCUGAGUGACGUUGUCAAGGUUGUUGUGGGUUCUGCUGCGGAUUCGUUGAAGAGGCUUCACGCAGAGGGAAAGCUUACCAAUAUUGAUUUCUUAUUCCUGGAUCAUGUGGAGGAUCUCUACUUGUCUGAUUUCCAGGUCUGUGAGGAGCUCAAGCUUCUCCGUUCUGGUGCGUUGGUCGUGGCAGAUAAUGUGGUCCGACCUGGUGCUCCAGAAUAUCGUGAACAUAUUCGUCAGCAUCCUGGAGUGGAAAGCUGGGGUGUAAAGGGGAUGAUUAUGCCAGGCGAGUUUGAGGAUGAACUCGAAGUGACACGGAUUAAAUAA